AUGAGCUACGAAUAUUUCAUACAAGAAAUCAUCGUCACGCCAGAAGAAGUCUCAGUCGUCUUUGUAAGCAAAGAAGAGGCUUUUAGACGUAUGGAAGAAGAAUAUAAGGCAAAAUUGGAGCAGCUGAAAGAGUUCCAUAGGAGAGAAAUGAUAAAUUCAGAGAGUGAAUAUAGGAAAUCAAAAGAACAGGUUGAUAAUGAACAGAGGCAAAAAAUGAAGGAGUUCGCGAAAGCACAGAAGAAGCUAAAAGAAGAAAUGAUAAGGCUAUAUGAAGAAGCCUUGACGAAGAGAAGAAUGAUGGACGAAGAAGCGAUACGAGAAAUCAGGGAGCAAAGACGAUUAAAUGAAGCUAAGUUCAGAAGAGAAAUGGACCAGCUGCUGGCUGAAGAAAGAAAAAUACAAGAGGAAAGAGAGAGAAUGGCCAAAGAACAUGCAGAAAGACUGCAAGAGGAUGAAGAGGAAAUAAAAAAGCUAAAAUUGGAAACACAAGAGUAUAUUGAAAAUCUAAAAAAACAGUGCGCUUUAGAGUCAGAAAUCAGGAAAAACCAGCAUGAAAAAGAAUUGGAAUUAAUAAGAAAAAGAGAAGCUCAAGAAAUAGAAAAAAUCAGAAGAGAGCAGGAGGAACAAAUCAGGGAGAUUGAGCAAGACAGCAGCAGUUCAUAUGUUCCUGAAUGGCUAAGGCGAUUUAUUCAAUAA
Molecule: messenger RNA, 696 nt
Organism: Blepharisma stoltei
Lineage: Eukaryota; Ciliophora; Heterotrichea; Heterotrichida; Blepharismidae
Source: the annotation of a GenBank genome assembly